GACGCCGCGACUCGACCGAUCGACCGAGCGAGCGACCGAGACAUAAACCAUGGGCGUGUGUGGAUCAUCGCCCGCGGUGCCGAAUCCCGUGGGGAAAACCGCGCGACCGUCGAGCGUGCUCGGACGGGAAACGCCGGAUGUGAAUGAUUUAUUUGAGUUCCACGAAGAACUUGGACGCGGUCAGUUCGGGACGACGUUCUUGGUGACAGAAAAGGCGACCGGUCGUAAGUGCGCGUGCAAGGCUAUCUCUAAGCGUCAAUUGUCGAACGCCGAGGACAUUGAAGAGGUGAGAAAUGAAGUGAGAAUUCUUCAUCACCUCGCCGGUCACGAGCACGUCGUCGAACUCGUCGGUGCGUAUGAAGGAAGCAAGCACGUGUACAUCGUCAUGGAACUCUUGUCCGGCGGCGAAUUGUUCGAUCGCAUUGUUGAAAAGGGCAAGUACAGUGAAAAGGACGCGUCCGAGACGGUGCGCACCAUCGUUGAAACUGUUCAAUACUGCCACGAGUUGAGCGUCAUGCACCGUGAUUUGAAGCCUGAAAAUUUUGUCUUGAAGAAUAAGGAUAAGAAUUCUCCGGUCUGCGCUAUCGAUUUCGGUUUAUCUACGUUCUUCCGCGAGAACCAAGUCUUCAUGGAUCUUGUCGGGAGCCCGUACUACGUUGCGCCGGAAGUAUUGCGUCGUCGAUACUCAAACGAAUCCGACGUCUGGUCAUGCGGUAUCAUCCUUUACAUUCUCUUGUCUGGUGUCCCGCCGUUCUGGGCUCAAACCGAGCAAGGAAUUUUCGACGCCAUCUUGCAAGGCGCACUGGAUCUCGAGAGCGACCCAUGGCCGAAGAUCAGUGCGGAGGCGAAAGAACUCAUCUCUGGCAUGCUCCAAGCGGACCCGAAGAAGCGCCUGACGGCGGCUCAAGUGUUGAAACACCCGUGGGUGGCUGAUCCGAACGUUGCGCCGAAGACAAAGCUAGACAACGUCGUGUUCAAGCGGUUCAAGAACUUUGCUGGUAUUUCCAAGUUCAAGAGGAUGGGUUUGAUGGCGAUGGCUCGCACCAUGACUGCGGACGAAGUCGCUGGCUUGAGAGAACUCUUCAAGAGCUUCGAUACCGACAACUCUGGUACGAUUUCCAUCGACGAACUUCGCCAAGGCUUGAAACUCAAGUCUGCGGGUCCCGCAAUGGAGGAACUCCGCACACUCAUGAAGACUAUUGACGUCGAUGGCAGCGGCGAACUUGACUACGAAGAGUUCAUUGCCGCUACGCUCGCGCAAUCGAGACAAGCGUCCGACGCCGCUGUGAGACGCGCUUUUGAUUACUUUGAUACCGAUGGGGAUGGUUCCAUCACGGUGCAAGAAUUUGAACAAGCCUUCAAAAAGAUGUCUGAUGUUGAGCGUGCCAACUUGGGAGACAUUGGCGAGUUGAUUGCCAGCGCCGACACUGACGGUGAUGGUUGCAUCGAUUUCAACGAGUUUAUGGCUAUGAUGAAAGCGGACAAGUAGGCUGCGCGCGCUUCGCUGGGCCGUAUUUAAUACUGCCGGUACU
Ostreococcus lucimarinus CCE9901 is the source of this 1532-nucleotide messenger RNA. RefSeq lists its product with no specific name. Gene Ontology annotation, biological process: protein autophosphorylation; intracellular signal transduction; peptidyl-serine phosphorylation. Gene Ontology annotation, molecular function: calcium/calmodulin-dependent protein kinase activity; calcium-dependent protein serine/threonine kinase activity; calmodulin binding. Gene Ontology annotation, cellular component: nucleus; cytoplasm. The transcript is spliced from 2 exons. Bases 50 to 1489 code for a protein of 479 amino acids. NCBI's taxonomy places the organism in Eukaryota, Viridiplantae, Chlorophyta, Mamiellophyceae, Mamiellales, Bathycoccaceae. The record is from RefSeq and is a predicted model, not a curated record.